CCAGAGCGGGGGCAAGUUGCACGAGAGACAUCAGAGCCACUGUGCUGUGGCGAGGCGAGGGCGCACGCGGAGCGCCGCGGCACCAUGCCCGCGAUCAAGAAGGAGCGACUGGACAGGGAGGAGAUGGCCCUGGCUGCCUUUAACCAGCCCAUGGAGACCUUACCUGACUAUCUGGCCCCGUUAGCGGCCGCGGCCAUCCCGGUGGUGGCCCCCCACCCUCCGGCUUACGACCAGAUCUUUGCCCACCACCACCGCGCCUACCUGGGCUUCCCCGAGACCCACCACCCGCACCACCCCCCUCACCACCUCCCCGAGGACCUGAUGCUGGAGCGUUUCUCCUCCAUCCCGGAUUUCCAGCCCUUCUUUGACAACGGCGAGCCGUGCAUCGAGGUGGAGUGCGGCGAGAACAAGGCGCUGCUCUACAUCCAUAAGUUAUGCCAGGGCAGCAAGGGACCCUCCAUCCGGUACCGGGGAGAGUGGCUCACCCCCAACGAGUUCCAGUUUGUCAGCGGCAGGGAGACCGCCAAGGAUUGGAAGCGGAGCAUCCGGCACAAAGGGAAAAGUUUGAAGACUCUUAUGUCCAAAGGAAUCUUACAGGUACAUCCUCCAAUCUGUGAUUGCCCUGGGUGUCGAAUUUCGUCUCCAGUGAACCGGGGUCGCCUGGCCGAGAAGAGGACGAUCCCGCUGCCUCCCACCAGGCUUCCAAAGAAAGAGCUGACCUCCAUUUUCUCACAUAGUGACGACAGUGAGGAGAGUGACAAGGCCAAUGGUCAGCACCCCGAAGUGAAGCAGGAGGAGGAUCUGCAUAUCAGUAUCAUGAAAAGAAGGAUACACACCCACUGGGAUUUAAACAUCUCCUUCCGAGAGACCUCUUGCAGCCGUGAUAACGACCUCUCCACCAUCAUCUCCAACCUGCAUCAGAGCCGCCAACUCGUUAUGCCAGAGACCCAGAGUCGCUGUGAAUUCAAGAGGAACAGCAUCGACGUCGGCUUAGGAGCAGCAGAUGAAAUUUUAGGCAGGAGAAGAGUAUGCUCUCCCAACAGCAGCAGUGAGUGUCCUUUAGAAAGCAAGAAAACCCGAAGCGAGUCCCCAAAGGAAAAUUCCCACACGCCUGUGCUCGAGGACUCGGUGACUCAGAUGACACCGGAGGAACACUACAGACGGAUGAUGUCAGCUCUGAAUGAACACGGAACCUUUGAGGAGCAGCAGCAGCAGCGCCUCUACCAGCUGGCCAACAGCAUGGCAGUCCCCAGCCAUGGUGCUCCGGCGGCAGCUAUGAGAGGUUUUUUACCCCAACCUGCGCUUCCACCACAGGGUCUCAGCCCUGACUGGGAGGACUCCUUCCCCCCCGCAAAGGGUGAGAAAGAAGUUCAGUUAACAUGGUCAGCGGACGUGUAUUGGACACUUGUGUGGGUAACAAGAACAUGCCUGGUGCCAUGCAAUGUUCCAGCUAAUCUUUUCCAUCCCUGUGUGGAUUUUUUUUCCAUCCACGUGCAGAAUAAUGCUUUUUCUAUACGCACUGAGGUAUACACAAAUGUGCACCACCAGUGGAAACCAAAAUUUAGCUGUGGACGCUCUGCUCAUCAGUUGGGCAGUGUCUGGUGGGGAAAACUGAGUCACAACGGUUACGUGCUUGUCUAUAUCAUCAGUGGAACCAAAGCAAUGCUGCCCCAGAUAAUGACAAAAGGGAAUGGACGCCCUGGGACAGAAACUGAGAGGGAUUUUUUUGGGGGGAAGGACAAGACUUGGAGGGAUAUGUCCCACCCGCCGCCUCUGCUGUCACCCCAGAGCGCCCCCCACAUCACGCUAGGGCCUCACUUGAGACCUCCCUUCCUGGGGGUGCCUUCAGCUUUGUGCCAGACACCAGGUUACGGGUUUCUCCAGCCGGCACAAGCAGAGAUGUUUGCACGGCAGCAGGAGAUGCUGCGGAAACAGAACCUUGCCAGGCUUGAGAUGUCGGCCGAGAUCAUCCGCCAGAAGGAGCUGGAGAAUCUCCAUCGGCAGAGGCUACUGGCCGGCGACCCGCUGAGCCUGCACCCAGGGCUACCGCAGGACCACCCAGCCUUGCGGAACGUGCACGAGAUCCCCGAGGGGCACCCCCUGCGGGAGGAGCUCUCACGGAGGAACGCCAUGCUGGUGCUCCGGCACAACAACACGCCGCUGCUGUCGCUCAACCACGGCGUCCCCAGCGCCACCCCGCCCAAGGAGCAGAGCCGGAGAGGGAGCCGGAAAUCCGCGCACCACCGGGCGGAGGAGCCCGCGGAGCCCCGGGCCCGGGACGGCGCGCCCGACUGCAACGACGAGGAGAUGAAAGACUCGGAGAGCGAUGCCGAAGUGAGUGACGAAAAGCCGGAGAGCCUGAAAGCGGAGAGCAGCAGCUCAGCCAGUGAACUCAAAGAGUGCAAAGAGACAAGCAAGGUCUACGAGGGGGCCAAGGAGCUGAGCGAAGUGGCAUCUGGCCAGAACGCCCCCUGCAGCUCCUCCAGCACUGAGUCACCCAGCCACAUGCUCGGCCCAGGCAUCAACAAAAAUGAGGUGAAAUACCUCCCUCCGGCCUCCAUCCCACCACCUCAGCCGCUGCCCUUUGGAUUCCCGUAUACAAUGAGCCCCUAUUUCCACGCAGGCGCCAUGGGAGGUCUGUUCUUGGAUGGGGAGGAGAGCCCUGCGCUGGAAGACAUCAGCAAAUGGACAGUGGAGGACGUCUGUAGCUUUGUGGGCAGUUUGUCUGGCUGUGCCGAGUACACUCAGGUAUUCAGAGAACAGGCGAUCGAUGGCGAGACACUGCCGCUUCUGACCGAAGAGCACUUACUGAACAACAUGGGACUCAAAUUGGGACCGGCGCUGAAGAUCAGAUCACAGGUGGCCAAGCGCGUUGGCAGGGUUCUCUACAUGGCAAGCUUCCCCAUGGCAUUCCCCAUGCAGCCCCCCGGCUUGCGGCCUCCGGACCGAGACCUGGCGCCCGCAGAGCUCCGCCCCUCCUCCACCGGCAGCAUCUCCUCCCCCUACAGCAGGCGCCCGCCCCCCACC
Molecule: messenger RNA, 3027 nt
Organism: Pelodiscus sinensis (Chinese soft-shelled turtle)
Lineage: Eukaryota; Metazoa; Chordata; Testudines; Trionychidae
Source: RefSeq, a predicted model, not a curated record